This is a messenger RNA of Drosophila eugracilis, 1224 nucleotides long. RefSeq names its product putative gustatory receptor 59f (gene Gr59f). The coding region runs from base 1 to 1224 and encodes 407 amino acids. NCBI's taxonomy places the organism in Eukaryota, Metazoa, Arthropoda, Insecta, Diptera, Drosophilidae. Gene Ontology annotation, cellular component: membrane; dendrite; neuronal cell body. Gene Ontology annotation, biological process: sensory perception of taste. The record is from RefSeq and is a predicted model, not a curated record. The transcript is spliced from 4 exons.
AUGUGGAGGACAAAGCAGCAACCUAUUAAACGACCCAAGCUUGGGACUUGGUUAAGAGAAAGAUCUUCUUACCAUCAGCCAUAUGUAGAAAGACUCAAGCAGAUUUAUAAGACUCUUUAUUGGUUACUACUGAUAUCAGUUUUGGCAAAUACAGCACCAAUAACUAUUCUUCCAGGCCCCCCGAAUAGAUUCUACCGAUUGCUGCACCUAUGUUGGAUGGCUUUGUGGUAUGGAUGCUUCGCCUUGGCUUCCUACUGGGAGUUCGUGCUCAUCACCUUACAGAAGGUUUCCUUGGAUCGCUAUCUGAAUGCCAUUGAAUCUGGAAUCUAUGUGAUACACAUUUUUGUGAUAAUGCUCCUUACUAUUCAAAGUAGAAACUGGUUUCCAAAGAUCAUAAUGGAUAUAGUAAGAUCUGAUGUGGAAAUGUGUUAUGCCGUGGAUUGCAAGAGAACCAAAAGGUUUAUCCGGUUGCAGAUGUUCCUUGUCUGGGUUUUUACCUGUUCAGCUAUUUCAAUUGAUGUAUGGAGCCAUAAAUGUGUGAUAUAUAGAUCGAUCCUAAGCAUAAACAGCUUUAUAAUGCCCAAUAUCAUAAGCAGCUUAUCAUUUAUGCAGUACUACCUACUGCUCCAAGGAAUCGCUUGGCGUCAGAGGAAGGUAACCGAGAACCUGGAGCGAGAGUUAUUCCACUCGGCGAACCCUCGAAAAGCUAAAAUCCAAAGAUUUCGGCUGCAUCAUGCGGAUCUCACCAGUUUCACAAAGUUGGUCAACCGCACUUUUCAGUACUCAAUUGUUCUCCUUUUCGUGGGAUGUUUCCUGAAUUUUAACCUGGUCCUGUUUCUAGUAUACCAGGGUAUUGAAAAUCCGGCGCUGAGCGACUUUGCCAAUUGGCUCUAUAUGAUCCUUUGGCUGGCCAUGCACCUGGGAAAGGUGUGCAGCAUCCUGUACUUUAAUCAGAAGAUUCAGAAUGAGCAAUCCAAGUGCUUAACCGUAUUAAGUGGGUUGUCUUGUACUGGAAACGAUCUUCAGGAGAUCGUUAAACACUAUAUUCUUCAAAUGAAGACGAGUGUAAGGCAGCAUGUGGUAGGUGGAGUUAUCGUAUUGGACUUGAAGUAUCUAACAGCGUUACUGGUGGCCUCUGCUGAUUUUUUCAUCUUCCUGCUGCAAUACGAUGUCACCUAUGAGGCUUUGUCUAAAUCGGUUCAGGGGAAUAUCACAAAAAACUAA